This is a messenger RNA of Epinephelus fuscoguttatus (brown-marbled grouper), 4961 nucleotides long. It is a transcript of the gene fignl2, whose product is annotated as fidgetin like 2. Lineage: Eukaryota; Metazoa; Chordata; Actinopteri; Perciformes; Serranidae. Gene Ontology annotation, molecular function: ATP binding; microtubule severing ATPase activity; ATP hydrolysis activity. The transcript is spliced from 3 exons. The record is from RefSeq and is a predicted model, not a curated record. Bases 247 to 2307 code for a protein of 686 amino acids.
GGAGGGAGAGAGAGUGGAGUUGUGUCCCAUAUGUGGAAAAAAAGCAUAGCAGUGCACACACGAGUCUGGUCUGCUCCAGGGAUUAUCGUAGCGCUUUCAGAUCUGAUGGAGGACAUGCAGGCAUGAAUAGGGCUGUUCUGUUGUCAGUGCGAGCUCAUGCUAGUGAUGGACUACAGCCGGACGGACGCUAACCUUAGCUGGCGUUCACAAAACAGCAUUCCUCCUUACUGAGACCAGCUCCACAGAAUGCUGAGUCCUAUUGUCCCCUAUAGCCUGUUAAAGAUGCACUGGAACCCAGAGCAUGCCCAGCCUCUCAGCCAGUGGCCUGAGCAGCACCUGGACGUCUCCUCGACCACCUCCUCUCCGGCCCACAAGUCGGAAUUCUACUCUGGCCGCGGUCGCAGUGGCUACAACUACGCUUGGGCCAAUGACGACAUCUCUGCUCUCACAGCCUCCAACCUAUUGAAGCGUUAUGCUGAGAAAUACUCUGGUGUGCUGGACUCACCAUAUGAUCGGCCGCCUACUGUGGGCACCUACCCAGAGCCAGGGGCCUUUGGGGGCCUCACCGUCCCCAAGACUGAGCUGGAGCCCUGGCCACUGACACACAGCACUGAUGCCUCCUAUUCCCUGGUGCCCCCUGGAGGCCAUGACGGUUCCAAGGCUGUAGCCACAUCUGCAGGCCCUCCAGGGGUUAGUAGUGUUUCAGUGGUGAACAGUAACCUCUCAGACUCGGGCUACAGCGGCAGCAGCUCCUGCAGCGGCUCCAGCGAGUACCCCUCUAGUUACAAUGGCACCUAUCUUUCCUCAGGGUACUGUCCCCAACCCAGUGCAGCACUUCCCCCUGCCUCCCUCCACACCCUCCAAUCCACCCCCACCCUAGUGCCCAGCUACAGCCCUACCACACCUGUCUAUAACUACCCUCCUAGCACGUAUCCUCCCCAGACCAGCCUUGCCCCCACCUACAGCCACCCCUCUGCAACUUACCUGCCCUCAGGCCUACCAGCCCCUACUCCCGUUCCCUCGAGGCCCACAGUGGUAGGAGGCAGCUACAGUUACCAGAGCACCAACCUUGGGACAUCUGAGUCUGGAGGGACAUUAAAAAGAAAAGCAUUUGAGAUGAGUGUAGAAGAGGAUGAGAGUGGGGACGGGUCUCGGUACAGGAAAUACAGCUAUGACCCAUUGAAGACCGGGGGACACUCACCUUACAGUGUGAGUGACAAAACAGAGUGCAGAGGAAAUGGCUUCAGUAGUUCAGGCAGCACAGACCCUCAAACCUUCAAGCCCAGUAAGCCCUCCUCUCAGCCCCUGGUGUCUCCCCAGUAUGGGGCAGCAGGGGAGUACAGCCCUCCAGCGGGCAUGACGGGGGAGAAUGGAGUCACAGAGCAGGGCUUCAUCCAACAGCAGCCGCACCGCUCCCAGGCCCACAAACGCCCUCCAUUGUGUGCUCCAACUGUUGAGACUAUGAAGAGCCCAGACCCCCGACUGUUGGACCUUGUGAAUGGGGAGUUACUGGACUGCAGCCCGGCACUGGGCUGGGGUGAGCUGGCCGGGCUCACCCAUGUCAAGGCUGCCCUGGAGGAGGACCUGUUGUGGCCCGUGUUGAGGCCUAGCACAGUGAUGCGGCCACCACGAACCGUCCUGUUGUUCGGCCCCCGGGGAGGGGGAAAGACAACGUUGACUCGGUCUUUGGCUUCACAGUUGGGGGCUUCGUUCUACCGGUUAAGUGGAGCCAUGCUGGCCUCUAAAGGGAAGGCUGAGGCAGAGCACAUUCUGGGGUCUCUUUUGCAGGUGGCAGAAGCACGGCAGCCCUCAAUGGUGUUGCUCAGCCAGGUGGAGGCCAUGGAAGAGGAGGGGCUGAGGCAGACACUGCUGACCACCCUGGAGAAAGCCCAGGUGGGGACCACAGGUCUGGUGAUUCUUGUAUGUGCCACUGGAAGGCCAGAUCUGCUGCAAGAUGCAGUUCAUCGAAGCUUUGCCAAGAGAUAUCACGUUGGCCUGCCAGAUGUGGGGAUGCGCAGGCAGGUGCUGCUGCAGGCACUGCCGCCCCAGGGCUGCAGCCUGAGCGAGAGGGAGCUGAGCGCCGUGCUGCAGCGCACAGAGGGCUUCACAGUGUGGGAGCUGCUGCAGCUCAGCCAGCAGGCACUCUCCUCAGCAUCUUCCCCCACUGGGGCCAUGCAUGGCCACCCCACAUCCUCCAAACCCCCAGCCUUUACAGACUUUGAGAAUGCCUUCUGCAAGGUGCGCCCACACACCACCACAAAAGAACUGGACACUUGUAUAGAGUGGAGCAAGAUGUAUAACCACUGAGAAAGCAGCCAGUUGGCGAACUCGGACUGCGUCAUGACCCUGUCUUUGCUUUGACAUGGAACGCCUUGGGAAUGUUUUGUUGUUUUGUAAUUACAGAUUAUGCAGCCAAAAGAGCCAGAGAAGCUCAACGAUGCGGGAGAGCUGACAAAGUUGUUUUCCUGGCAGAAGCAUGCCAUGGUGUGCUGUUUUUGUUUUUGUAUGAAUAUCCGCGAUAUUUUAUUUUUCCCAAAGAAAAGAAAGAUGAAUAGGCCUUGUUGAGUGGGGUAGUGUAUUAGUCUUUUGGCCAAUGGGAAAAUCAGAUUAUAUACUAUUUGGAUACUCUCAGAGAUCCUGAUUAGCCUUGGUCCGGGACAAAAUCAAUUAUUUGUUGCUAGGUGACGUGGUCCAAGAUUAUGGAUAAUCAGGGUUUGGAAAAUCCCCCCUUUGACUGCUACUCUCAGGAUCCUAUUUAUUGCCAGUCCACGACCGUGUUGUCCUAAUGUUGAUUUAGUCAUUGGAUUGUCGCUAAUUAUUCAGUACGAAGGGCUCGGGAUCAUUUCAGCAAAAAACAGUUUUUGACCAAAAAGACGUCAAACCAAAUCAGCAGUGUUGCUAUAUUUCUCAAAACAGACUGGUCCUGAAAAUCACCAUAAAUUAACCCCUCUUGACAGCUUCUCACCAAAUCAAAACAGUUAGUCCUUAAUAUUCUGACAAAUAAAAUCAAAUCAGAUGACUUGUAUUAAAUCCGAACAUGCUGCUGUCUUUCCCAGGAGUUAAGUUGUUUCAGUAAAACCUUGCACUUACACUCAAAAUGUCUGGUUGUAGAUAUAUUUCACAAGUAUCUACAUUUAACUCACCAACAGUUCUACACUAAAAAUGGUACAAUUCACAGACAACUUACUUUUCACUGUUAGGUUGUUGUCCUUGACUUCCGCAUACAUUUGUUCUCGAUCUCACAUUCCUCAUUGUCUGCAGUUUUCCUGAGAAUCACACUCACAGAACAAAACGUACCCACUCGCGCGUGCACACACACACACACACACACACCCAGCUUCUCCUACAGCGUAUCUGUUUGCGCUUUCACUUUCUCCUUUUGUUUUCCUAGUAUGUAGUCUUGUUUGAAAUGCUCAGGAAGAAUUUCUUUACCUCAGAAAUAUGAAAUACGAAAAAGAAUGUAUGUAAUCUUAGGGUCUUAGUAGAGGAGCGGCGCGGAGCGAGAGAACGGAGCGAGGAGAAACCUGACAGUCUUGUAACACCCGCUACAGCUGGGCUUUUACCUCGGGAGAGAAACUUGAAUAUGCUACAAAGAGUAACAUUGAAUGUAAUUCAGGUAUUUCAAAGGAUAUUUGAUGCCAUAAAUCCAUGUAUUAUUAUAUAUGAAUAUAUAAAUACGUUUUCUUUUCUGUUCUUUACCCUUUAUUUUUAUUGUAGUUUAUGGUGGAGUGAUGAUUGUCUUCAAGAAAUGCUAUGUAGAAUACAGAAAAUAUUCCUUUUUUUGUUGGACAAACUGCAAAUCCCCGUCUUAUUUCGUGUUUACCUGUAUAUGCAUGUCUUCUGUUUAUAGUUUCACAGCAAAAUAUUAUUUGAAAAUGUAAAUACAAUGCACACAAUCAUACAGUGAACAUCUGAGCACAAAAUACCUUCCAAAAAACACAACAAAUACAAACACAGAUGCAAAAAAAAACAAAAAAAAAAAGCUUAAAGAUGAAGUCGUGUUAUGUAGCUUUCAGCAAAUCCCAAAGUUAAUGUGUACAUAUUGUGGAUAAACCCAACAUGUAGACAAUCCAGACAGAUCUCUCUUUUUCCACCAGUCCGUCAGUUGUGUUUUAACAAGCUGGAAAAACCCGGUCAGUGGACUGCAGGUACAGAGGUCGUACGUAUUAGACUGUUGCCAUGGUCCUGAGGAGGUAUACACAGAAUGAUGUAAUAUUUCCCACUGCCCUUUCCUUCUUCUGUCCCCCCCCCCCUCAUCAUUAUUUUUCUCUUUUUCUCUCUCCCCAGUGCAAUCUCAUUAGAUUGGAUUGCCCCCUAGCCACGAGCCCCAGUGGCCAUGUGGCGUUGUAUCCUCUCCCCACCCCACCCAGCCCUUCCCCCUCCUCUCCCCUUAUACCGAUUCCUCAUGGAGUGGAAGUGGUCUGAUUGAUGUCCAGCAACCCUAUAUCACAGUGCAGCCGUCCCUCUCCAGCUGGUGGCUUCAGUCAUGCCAUACAGCCAGAUCAAUCAGAGUGACCCCUGCUGUGCACACUGAUCACUGUCUCCGAAACUGAAAACACAUACAACACAGCCCCUGCCUCAAGGUCCAAAUACUGCUCACAAUUAUUCACGUGUAAUCACAGAAAUUAAAUAAUAACGAUGACUCAAAGGUACAAGUAGCCGCAGCAUUUUGAUUUGUUGUUGCUCCCACUUUCUCCCCGACAGUUUGUCCAACAAAACAAGCUUUUAUUUUUUAUGUUUUGAUCUGUUAUGGCGGUAACUUUGUUCUUGGUUAUUGUACAUUUUCUGUAACCAUUUCUACCUCAUUUUUGCGGCAUAUUGUACAUGAAAGUAUUUAUUUCAUGUCUUUUUUGAUGUCUGUUUUAAAAAUGAUAAUAAUGUUCUUGAACUGUAAUGGUCUACCUCAGAAAAGACUGUAUUUUAAGAGAAGAGUAUCACACAAUAUUAAACAGAAUUUGUCA